AUGCCACCACGAACGAAAGCGUCCUUCGGCCUCACCAGCCUGAUAGAAUCGGACUCAGAGCCAGAUAUGGAUUCAUUUGAAUUUCAAGACGCCCAGCCUGCACAGCAGCCCAUCUCUCCUGCUCCUGCUCCGAAGCGUGCAGCUCGAGGCCGUCCUCCAGCCAAUAAGAUUACUAAACCAGCACAAAGACUGAAACAGCAAUCCGUUGUUACGUCGUCAACUACUCGGAAAGCCCUGGAGGAGAAAAGUUCAAAUACCAUUAGAGUCUCAAAAGCGCCAAAGAAACAAGAUCAAUCGAUUAUUUCCAAUCAAGUGCCGGAGAAACCUGCACCGGCUCGACGCGGAAGGCCAAAGAGAUCAAGCGCAAAUGACGCGCAACAGCCAACAGAACCUCCAGUCAAAGCCAAGGCAAUUAGAACAAGUGGCCGUCGAGCAGGGGCAAACGGUAUCCAAGCCCAAGAAGAGACAUCCGGGACGCAGGAGAUGGACGUCGAGGAUGUAGAAAUGCACAGCAAGAUCCAGGCGGAUAAAAGUCUUCAGCAUCUCGACGAGCCUUCAACGGAAGAAAUUAUCGUUGAUCAAGUGGAUGACCUGGACGAAAUCGACAGUGCAUCGAUGAGGAGGCACUUGGAAGAACUGUCGAAGCGAUAUGCGAACUUGGAAGCUAGGCAUAGAGACUUGCGCGAUGUUGCGAUCAAGGACGCCGAGAGGAAUUUCGAGCGCCUAAAAACACAAGCAGAGCAGAGCAACGAAUCCGCCAAUAAACUCAUCGAGCAGCUCAAGGCAGAGCUUGCAACCCAAACAAUAUUGGCAAAGCAGGGCAAAGCCGCACAGCACAAACUGGACCUGAGCGAGGCGAAAUGCGACACUUUACGAACCACGAUUAAUGAUCUGAACACGAGCCUAGACGAGGCCAGGUCAGAGAUCAAGACACUGAACACCAAGCUUGUCGCCGCUCGAAAUGCGGAGGCAGCUUCCAGGGUUCCUCCUGGCAGUGCCCUUAAAUCGACAACGGCCGCCAGUCGACAGGCCUCUUCCUCGGCGGCGCAUGCGGCGCAAGCAAAGGAAGACCUUUACACUGAUCUCACGGGUCUUAUUGUUCGAGGCUUCAAACAGGAAGGGGAAGAAGAUGUAUUUGACUGCAUUCAGACAGGCAGGAACGGAACUUUGCACUUCAAACUUGCUGUAGAUAGCAUUGAUUCGGUCGACAACUUUGAGGACGUGAAAUACAAAUACCGACCGCAGCUGGAUAGUAACCGCGACGGUGAAUUGAUGGAUCGGCUACCCAAUUAUUUAGUGGAUGAUCUUGCGUUCACACGGCCACAGGCUUCAAAUUUCUACGCAGUUAUCGUUAAAGCUUUGACAGAAAGCUUCUUAGCUAUUGCUAUUGUCUUCCAUCUUGUCUACCUUCUUUCCAUCUUCGAUGUAUACUUUGUCAGCCCAAUUGUGUCGGGCAUGCGCCUACACAAAGUUGAGCGAGCUCCGUCCACCAAGGCCCCCGCCGAUAGGCUUGUCCUCUUUGUUGGAGACGGAUUGCGCGCCGACAAGGCUUUUCAGUCUUUCCCUGAGCCAUAUCCUAAGACCGACGACGAUUUAGUCCCCCGACCGUUAGCCCCCUUUCUUCGUUCUCGAAUUCUUGAACAUGGAACCUUCGGUAUUUCGCAUACACGAGUACCAACCGAGUCUCGCCCCGGCCACGUCGCUCUCAUCGCCGGUCUCUACGAAGAUGUCUCAGCUGUCGCAACAGGUUGGAAAUUGAAUCCUGUCAACUUUGACAGCGUCUUCAAUAGAAGUCGCCAUAGUUGGAGCUGGGGGAGUCCAGAUAUUCUUCCCAUGUUUGAGAAGGGUGCGGUUCCAGGCCGGGUGGAUGCAUAUAUGUAUCCGCCAGAGAUGGAGGAUUUCUCCCAGGGUGCUUUGCAGCUGGACUAUUGGGUAUUUGACCAUGUCAGGGACUUUUUCUCCGAGGCAGCAAAGAAUCAGACUCUAAACCGAGCUCUCCGUGAAGAUAAAGUUGUCUUUUUCCUCCAUCUGCUCGGUCUUGAUACAAAUGGCCACUCCUAUCGCCCUUAUUCUGCCGAAUAUCUACACAAUCUCAAGGUUGUUGAUCAGGGAGUGAAGGAGAUUACCCAAAUUAUCGAGAAUUUCUACGCCGAUGACAGAACUGCGUUUGUGUUUACGGCAGAUCACGGAAUGAGUGACUGGGGUAGUCAUGGAGAUGGACACCCUGACAACACUCGCACGCCAUUGAUCGCAUGGGGUUCAGGAGUAGCUAAACCUGACCUUUACCCCGGCUCAGUCGCACCUGGUCAUGAUGCAUACUCUUCCGACUGGAACAUGAAUCAUGUCCGCCGUCAUGACGUGGCCCAGGCCGACGUGGCCGCUCUAAUGGCAUACUUAGUUGGGACUGAGUUUCCCGCAAAUUCUGUCGGCGAAUUGCCCCUAUCCUUCCUUUCCGCAAAUGAUCGCGAGAAGGCUGAGGCUGUCUUAGUUAAUGCUCAUUGUAUUAUCGAGCAAUACAAUGUCAAGGAAGAGAACAAGCGGGCGACCGAAUUGAGAUUUCGGCCGUAUAAACCCCUCAGUGAGGAAGGGAAGACUGCUGAAGAACGGCUUAUUGGGAUUCGCAGCCUAAUCGAGGCUGGGAAAUACGAGGAAGCCAUUGAAGAAACUGAUUCUCUCAUUUCUAUCACCUUAGAAGGUCUUCGAUAUCUCCAGACCUACGACUGGUUGUUCUUGAGGGGUGUCGUCACCAUUGGAUACCUAGGUUGGAUGGCAUACGCCAUCACAAUAGUGAUCAACCUAUUUGUUCUAGAACAAAGCAUUGCACCUCAAAGGAACUGGACCGGGACCAUUGUAUCAACCUCUAUUCUUGCAGCUCUGUAUGCAUCAUUCGUUAUUUCUAGGUCGCCAGUAACAUACUAUGCCUACGCGUUUUUCCCGGUUUUUUUCUGGGAGGAAGUUUACGCACGGCGAGCCAGUCUUUCGCGAGGCCGGGAACAGUUGUUUGGGCAUAUUCAGUCGGUCGGCGCGUGGCUGACUUUCGUCGUUCACUCUGUUCUUUAUGUGGCCGUUAUUAUGUCACUGGCUCUAGCUUACAUUCAUCGUGAAAUUUUUACUGGUCUGUAUAUUAUUGGAGCAUUAUGGCCGGUAUUCCAAGGGUUUUCUUUCUUGAAAUCACACGCCAUGCUCAGCUUGACAUGGGUGGCCUCGUGUGGUGUGAUGAGCGUGUUCACCCUCCUCCCAGCUAACAAACUAGAGGACGUGAACCAAAUUUUGUCCGGAGGAUCACUUAUGGUUCUGAUUGGACUAUUUUACCUCUCGAUGGAAGAAUACGUGCUUGCAGACUUUUCCUGGACACGAAAAGCCGCACAAGCAAAGCAGAGUUCCCUAAUCGGAAGGACGUUGGCCGGCGUACAGAUCGGUCUGAUAGUACUCUCAAUGCUUGUCACUCGGUCCAGCGUACUAUCACUACAAGCUAAGAAUGGUCUGCCACUUGGUAAUCAGAUCACGGGGUGGAUAGUACUGAUUACUUCAUUUUUGAUCCCCCUUGCGUACCGGCUUGCACCAACUACCAAUUACAUUCACCGAUUGGUGGUAAUCUUCUUGACAUGCGCCCCGACAUUUGUCAUUCUUGCCAUUUCUUGGGAGGGUUUAUUUUAUGUCGCAUUUUCUGUCACCCUUUUCACCUGGUUGCGCCUCGAAUACAGCCUGCAAAGCUUUUCUUUGGCGCGUCAUGCGCAGAAUGGCCACGCCAAACCCAAUGGGAAAGCUCAGCCCCCUCUCUUUAGGCCUCUACGACUCUCCGACGCAAGGGUCGGGCUGUUCUUCUUGAUCCUUCUCCAAUCAGCUUUCUUCAGCACUGGCAAUGUGGCAUCGGUGUCGACCUUCAGUCUUGAAAGUGUUACCCGACUAAUCCCCGUGUUUGAUCCCUUCUCACAGGGAGCACUGCUUAUUGUUAAGAUCCUUAUUCCUUUCGCGCUCAUUUCAGCCAAUCUAGGAAUACUCAACAAACGUUUAGGGGUAGCUCCAUCGGCUCUCUUCAUGUUGGCCAUGGCGCUGAGCGACAUUCUGACUCUCUACUUUUUCUGGGUUGUCAAGGAUGAGGGAUCUUGGCUAGAAAUCGGAUCCACCAUUAGUCACUUUGCAAUCGCCAGCCUUAUGUGCUCAUUUGUAGCUGCGUUGGAGGGUGUCAGUGCCAUGUUUAUCGCGGGCGUGGCAAUCCAUGACACGCCAGCACCCAAAAGCUCAUAG
Molecule: messenger RNA, 4248 nt
Organism: Clonostachys rhizophaga
Lineage: Eukaryota; Fungi; Ascomycota; Sordariomycetes; Hypocreales; Bionectriaceae
Source: the annotation of a GenBank genome assembly